Messenger RNA from Closterium sp. NIES-65, 3639 nucleotides. The record is from the annotation of a GenBank genome assembly. Lineage: Eukaryota; Viridiplantae; Streptophyta; Zygnematophyceae; Desmidiales; Closteriaceae.
AUGGAUUCUUGGAGGAGUUCCGUGGCUGGCGGAGGGGCCUCGCAGUACUCCCAGCAGGGUUAUUCCUUGCAACAACUGACACCACAGCAGCAACAGCAGGUGGCAUCCACUACGCCUGCGGCAGCAGGAGGGACCGGCCAGUACUACACGUACCAGUCGCUUGCUGCUUAUGGCACCCAGGGGCAGCAGCAGCAGCAAGCGCAGCAGGCGGGACAGCAGCAGCAGGUUUCUUACACCCAGGGUGCUUCGGCUGCGUCGGCCAACCCCUAUUCCUCUCUCUCCUCGUUCGCCACCACCGUUGACGGAACGUCCAAGUAUUCCGCCGGCGCGCAGGCAGUCGCUGCAGCCUACGGCCUCGAUAUUUCCAGCGGUGCGGGAACCGCCGGCGGUUCUUCCGCGUACGGUGGGUAUGGCGUGGGGACGACUGCUGCUACUCCUGCCGCUGCUGGAGGGACGUUCAGCUUCGACCCCAAGACGGGAGCCUACUACCAGGACGCGUCAUCAACGUACCAGCAGCAGCAGGGCGCGGGGGGAGCGUCGGCCAUCGGACUGGCAGCAGCAGCAGCGUCCAUGCAGCAGGCCAUGGCGACGCAGCAGCAGGCAGCUGCAGCUCAGCAGCGCGUCUACACGGCGACGGACAGCUACGGGCAGCAGCUGCUGGUCACGGCGCCCGCGGCCGCGUCAGUGGGAGGAGGGCAGCGGCAGAUCGUAUACACCACAGGCGUGCAGUACGACGCCGCUGCUGCCGCCGGCGGUGCCACGCCCGUUAUGCUAACUGCCGCGGGUCCCGGGUACGCUGCCAUGGGGGGAGGCGUGUCGGGCAUGGGUGCGGGGAGCGUUCCGUUCCAGCAGCAGAUGGCCGUGGCGAUGCAGCAGCAGAUGCAGCAGCAGCAGCAACAGCAGCAGCAGCAGCAGCACGUGCCGGCGCAGGGGUUUUCACAGCCGCAUCCCACGCCUCAGGGCUUCCACGCAAGGCAUGGCCGGGUGCUCGAGAUGAAAGGGGGAGAGGCGGAGAGGGGGAUUGGCGGAAAGGUGCGGAGAGGGAGCGAGGGGCUUUUGGGAGGGACAGGGCGGCUGUCCCCGCCCCGUGACUACUACCGCCCCUACUCGUGCAAGAUUGAGCCGUUCCCAUUCGCGGAGGUGGAGAGGGGGUACCUGAGCAUCUGCAAGCGCUACCCGCGCCUCUACGUGCCAGCUGACUUCUGCAAGGCACGAGCAGUGUGGCCUACUCACUCCACGCCACUGCCACUCUUCACUCCUGUCAGCUUCGAGCACGACUCAGUAGAGGUAGAAUCUGACGACUCUGCAACCACCGCUGCGGCAUCAACGUCUCCUGCUGGAGCAACCGUCGGCACUGCGUCUAUUCCGAGCAAGGGAGACUCUGCAGUGAAGGCAGAGCCAGAGGAGGGAGCACAGGUCACAGAAGUGAAGGGUGAGGUUCAGGGCAUGGCAGAGGACGGCAGUGGCACUCCUGCAGGGCAGUCGGCUGGUGCUGCAACAGCGACGGCUGGGGAGUCGCCUCCAGAGGACACGUCUAUGGCUACGGCGAAUGAGAGCUGUGGCUUUGCCACGUCGCCUGCCCACUCUGCUGCUGCUCCCUUUGGGCUUAAGCUGCCCAUGCUGUGGACUGUCAAGGUGCUGCUGAUGAGCGGCCUGGACGCGCCAGCCCUGGCCCAGAUCACGUCAGACAAGCCCCCUUCGCCCCACGAGCGCCCCCCGCACACCAACCACGCGCUGCGAUUCGUCUGCAUGCGCCGCGACCGCGAUCCCAUCUCAGCCAUUGGCGGGCGCUGGGAGGCGGAAACGGACAGUGGAGAUCCGAGCAAGGAGGACUCUGGGCUCGUGCGAGCUGCGAUCAGGUUUGUGAAGGCAACAGUGCGUGUGGAUCUGAGCGCAUGCAAGGACUGGGCGCGGCUUGUCGACGUGGUUUACAUGCGAUCUGAUAGCCACGGCAAGCCGACCAACCUUGAGACUGUGGUCUACCUCUUGCCGAACCUGUCGGAGUGCCUUCCGAGCCUGGAGGAUUGGAAGAAGUCUGUGAAAGAGCUAGAGGGGAAGAGGAAGGCGAUUGAAGAGAAGGAGCGGAAGGAGAAGGAGAGGAGGGACAAGGAACGGAAGGAGCGUGAGAAGGAGAAGGAGAAGGAGAAGGAGAAGGAAAAGGAGAAAGAAAAGGAGAAGGAAAAGGAGAAGGAAAAGGAGGAAACUGGGAAGGAGAAGGAGAACGAUGAGAAGGAGAAGGAGACCAGUGAUAAGGGCAAGCAGGAGAAGGAGGAGGAGAAGGAAAAGGAGAAGGAGAAGGAGAAGGAGGAGGAGAAGGCUAAGGAAGAAGGCUCUGCAGCGGCAGUCAAGGGAGCAGCAACGGAUGCGACAAAGGAGGGCAAAGAGGGCAAGGAUGGAGCAGAGGGCUCAGGUGAUGGAGAGAAGGCAGAGGGCAGUGAGGCGAAGGAGGGAGCAGGGAAGGAAGGCGAGGAGAAGGACAAGGAAAAAGAGGAGAAGGAGAAGAAAGAGAAAGAGGAGAAGGAAAAGAAGGAGAAAGAGGAGAAGGAGAAGAAAGAGAAGGAGGAGAAGGAAAAGGCAAAGGCGAAGGAGAUCACGAAUCCUGGUUUCGUCCUGGUUUCCUCACGCACUAAGACCGUCAAGGUGAAGACGCUCACCAUCUCUCUGGAUGGGCUGCUGGACUAUGAUGAGGAGGACAGGGACGAGUCUUCCUUCGAGCUGGGAGUGGUGGCAGAAAGCAUCAGCGAGUACAUACAGGAGCGAGCGGGCCGAACCAUCUUCACGCACCUGCAGUUCCUGUAUCCCUUGUCGCUUGCUAAGCGGGCCAAGGAGAAGGAGCGGGAGAGGGAGCGGGAGAAGGAGAGGGAGAGGGAGAGCCGCAAGCGCAGGCUGGAGGCUGAAGCUGCCAAGGAGAAGGCAAAGGAGAGUGGCGAGGGAGAGGGGAAAGGGGAGAAGGCGAGUGGAGAUGAGGCAGCAGCUAAACGGGCGAAGGUGGAAGGCGCGGAGGGGGAUGUUGAGAUGGAGGUUGAGGAGGAGAAGAAAGAGGGAGAGGAGGGUGGUGUGGUGAAGAAGGAAGAGAAGAUGGAGGAGGAUGAGGAGAAGAAAGCUGGAGAUGGGGCGGACAAGAAGGCCAGUGCUGAGCAGACGGUGAAGAAAGAGGAGCAGGUGGAGAAGGAAGGGAAGGAUGAGGCGAUGGAGGAGAGUGGUGCAGCGGAGGAAGAGGGGAAGAAGGCGGGUGGUGGAACGGUAGUGAUUGGGCCGGCAGAGAAGGGGGCAGGAGUUACAGAGGAGAAGAAAGAGAAGGAAGGCGAGGAGGGGAUUGGGAAGGAUGAGAAGAAGGGAAAGGAAGAGGCAAAGGAGUCGAAGGAUGAGAAAAAGGAAGAGGCGAAGGAGGCGAAGGAAGAGGACUCGUGGCCCAAGUCUUCAGUGACCUCGUCUGACCUCGUCCUUGCCUUCCGCCAGUUUGACCGCAACCACACCGAUUACCUCAAGUCGGAGGAUCUGCGCCGUCUGCUGCACUGCCUGGGGAUCAAUCUCAGCCACAAGAUGGUCAAGGAGCUGGCGCUGGUGGGAGCGGCGGAGAGUGGGAAGCACAGGGACGAGCGCGUAUACUACCGCGUUCUUGCCAACUACUGCUGCUGA